AUGGCUGCAGGGUCGCAGGGUCUGCUUCCGCUCAUCCUGGGCCUGAUGCUGUGUGUGCUCAGUCCCGAGGGGUCCCAGGGUGGGAAGCUGCUGGUGGUCCCGAUGGACGGCAGCCACUGGCUCAGCAUGGUUGCGGUCAUCCAGCAGCUGCAUCAGAGGGGACACGAAGUAGUCGUGGUGGCCCCCUCCUCGUCUGUGUUCAUCAAGGAAGGAGCAUUUUACACCUUGAAGAAGUUCCCUGUGCCCUUCCAGAAGGAGGACAUAGAAGCGAUUUUUACCGGUUUUGGGUAUGGUGUUUUUGAGAAUGAGCCCUUUUUACAGCGUGUGAUCAAAAUGUACAAGGGAGCCAAAAAAAAUGCUGCUGUGUUGUUGUCUGCCUGUUCCCACCUACUGCACAACGAGGAGCUCAUGGCCUCCCUGGCGGCCGGCGGCUUCGAGGCUGUGUUGACAGACCCUUUUCUUCCUUGCGGCCCUAUUGUGGCUCAGUACCUGUCCCUACCUGCGGUGUACUUCCUGAACGGACUGCCGUGCAGCUUGGACUUCCGCGGUACCCAGUGCCCCAGCCCACCAUCCUAUGUGCCCAGGUCUCUGUCCAUGAACCCAGAUCACAUGACCUUUCUGCAGCGAGUGAAGAACAUGCUGAUCACCUUCAUUGAGCCCUUCCUGUGCAAUGCGAUUUAUUCGUGGUAUGCGUCACUAGCCUCCGAAGUUCUUUGGAGAGAUGUGACUGUCCAGGACCUUAUGAGCUUUGGAUCUAUCUGGCUGCUCAGACAUGACUUUGUAAUGCAGUAUCCCAGGCCUACCAUGCCCAACAUCGUUUUUAUUGGUGGGAUCAACUGCAUUUCCCAAAAACCGCUAUCCCAGGAAUUUGAAGCCUAUGUGAAUGCCUCUGGAGAGCAUGGAAUUGUGGUUUUCUCUUUGGGAUCAAUGGUCUCACAGAUUCCAGAGAAGAAGGCGAUGGAAAUCGCUGAUGCUUUGGGAAAAAUACCUCAGACGGUCCUGUGGCGGUACACCGGAAGUCGGCCAUCUAACCUGGCGAACAAUACCAUACUUGUCAAGUGGCUGCCCCAAAACGAUCUGCUUGGUCACCCGAAGGCUCGUGCCUUUAUCACGCACUCUGGCUCUCAUGGCAUUUAUGAAGGAAUAUGCAACGGCGUACCGAUGGUGAUGAUGCCCUUGUUUGGUGAUCAGAUGGACAAUGCAAAGCGCAUGGAGUCCCGAGGAGCGGGAAUCACCCUAAACGUCCUUGACAUGACUUCGGAUGAUUUAGCAAAUGCCCUCAAGGCAGUCAUCAAUGACAAAAGCUAUAAGGAGAAUAUCAUGCGCCUCUCCAGCCUUCAUAAAGACCGCCCGGUGGAGCCGCUGGACCUGGCUGUGUUCUGGGUGGAGUUUGUGAUGAGGCACAAGGGGGCACCACACCUGCGCCCCGCAGCCCAUGACCUCACCUGGUACCAGUACCAUUCCUUGGAUGUCAUCGGCUUCCUCCUGGCUGUUGUGCUGGUGUUCACCUUCAUUGUCUUUAAAUGCUGUGUCUUUGGCUUCCGGAAAUGCUUCCGGAAAAAGGAACACAUAAAGAAAACCCCCAAAUCCAAGACACAUUGA
Messenger RNA from Trichechus manatus latirostris (Florida manatee), 1602 nucleotides. RefSeq names its product UDP-glucuronosyltransferase 1-1. The transcript has 5 exons. The record is from RefSeq and is a predicted model, not a curated record. NCBI's taxonomy places the organism in Eukaryota, Metazoa, Chordata, Mammalia, Sirenia, Trichechidae. The coding region runs from base 1 to 1602 and encodes 533 amino acids. Gene Ontology annotation, molecular function: UDP-glycosyltransferase activity.